UACAUGAAGCGGCGCCACAGCUCGGUGAGUGAGAGCCAGACGGUGGACAGCGGGGGCUUGUCGGGGGGAGACUUCAGCCAGGGGGGCAGCCCACAGCAUGGCCUCAGCCACCACCUGCACCAGCAACAGCCCCCCCAGCAGCACCUGAAGAAGGCUCGUGUGGUGCUGGCCCCAGAGGAGAAGGAGGCCCUGAAGAGGGCCUAUCAGCAGAAGCCUUACCCCUCGCCCAAGACCAUCGAGGAGCUGGCCUCACAGCUCAACCUCAAGACCAGCACCGUCAUCAACUGGUUCCACAACUAUAGGUGGGUGAAGAGGAACGGGGAGAAGGCUGGGAAAGGAUGCAGACCUGGGUCCAAAUGUUUUCUGUUGAUGUGAGAGACUCCCAGAACUGUGUCUGUGUCUGACUGAGGGUUGUUGGGGUCCUGCUCUCUCUCUUUCUAUCCUCCAGGUCUCGUAUCCGACGGGAGCUGUUCAUUGAGGAAAUCCAGCGAGGCGAGGGCGGUGAGGGUGGCUCCCCGUCCACCAGAGCGGGCAAGGCCAGCGAGGGCGACAGCUGCGACGGCACCGAGUCGGACGGCACGGUGGAGGGCACACGCCCCGGCCACGAGCACCACCCGGCCUCGGAGGGCGAGGGUGGGUCCGACCACAGGGACGAGGGAACCACCUUGGCCACCGGCAGCACUGCCGCAGGUACCAGUGGCCACCACAAGGGCGGUGCCCUGGAGAGCCUGUUCAGCUUCCCAGAGAGCAGCCAUGUUUCCUCUGUGUCCGUGGCUGCUACCGCCGCUGCCCGCAACCCCCGGGACAACAGCCUGCGCAAGAAGAAAGCCGCCAACCUCAAUAAUAUCAUCCACCGUCUGGAGAAGGCCGCAAGCAAAGACGAGCCCCAUGAGUGGGAGUUCUAA
Molecule: messenger RNA, 905 nt
Organism: Coregonus sp. 'balchen'
Lineage: Eukaryota; Metazoa; Chordata; Actinopteri; Salmoniformes; Salmonidae
Source: the annotation of a GenBank genome assembly